Messenger RNA from Suillus clintonianus, 1492 nucleotides. RefSeq lists its product as uncharacterized. Bases 232 to 1209 code for a protein of 325 amino acids. NCBI's taxonomy places the organism in Eukaryota, Fungi, Basidiomycota, Agaricomycetes, Boletales, Suillaceae. The record is from RefSeq and is a predicted model, not a curated record. The transcript is spliced from 10 exons.
GCCUGCAGUGCCACGUACUCCCCGGUGAUUAAUACUUCGAUCAAACUUGAUUGUUGCCUUCGGAACCCAAGUAUUUUGCUGAUGCCCAGGCUCAAGUACUUUCAACUUUGAUACUGGGGCGCGGACCCUCCGCGCCAUGACAGCUAUUUAAUCCCCCAGUAUCAAGCCGACCACCCACCUUUUGCUCACACAACUCAAAUAUCCUGCGCACCACCGAGAGACCCGUCAGGCAUGCAAGGACUUCCACGGGUUGGUCUCUUACUUCUGUAUUAUGCAGGUGCUGUUUUAGCGGCCGGUAAUACGACAUGUAUUAGCAGUCAACUGGAUUGGUACACAAGCGCGGUCGGUGAAACCCCUUGCAUGACGUACCAGAGGCUUCGACAAAUAUGCAACAGUUCUUACCUGGUUGGCAAUUUCGCUCCGGUGGCUCCCGGUGAUCAUUGCGACGAUCAAGUUUCGGAUUGCUGCUGCAAUUCGGUCGCAUGGGUAUUAAGCAUGCUUUGCCUGAAUUGCCAAGAAGACGCUGAUCCAGGUGAUAUAGGUGGAAUUGGUGCAGUUCCUGGAACAUACACUGCUUAUCUCGGUACCUGUGGUACUCCCACAAAUGCGUCGCUUCCACCAAGUAUUCAGCAAGCUGUGUGCAAUGAGAACAUCAAGAUUGACGACUUUAUGUACAAUAGAUCCUAUUGGGCUGAUGGAUCCUGGUUCUAUCGAUGGACAGCGGAUUAUGCAGUAGAACAGCAGGCAAUUUACAACAACAACACUUUCACGAGGUGCCCGAACCAAGUUUCACCUUCCGCAUCCCUUCCCGCAUCCACAACGGUCCCUACUGCAGGUGCAUCUCUCCCUGGCACCAGUGCUACCUCUACAUCGUCGUCUAGCUCUGGGAAUGCAACUCCAUCUGCUUCAUCUGCUUCAUUUGUUUCAUCUACUUCAUCGACCUCACGGAACGCUGUCAUCGGUGGUGCAGUGGGUGGCGCCGCGUUCGCCAUAGCCGCAGUGCUCGGCGGUAUUUACUGUUACAGGCGGCGCAAACGGCCUCGCUUUCGCACGAUCCAGGAUACGCCAUCCGUGUUUCCGGACCAAUUCCCUGGCGCCCAGUCCAUCUAUGGAGCACCUUUGACGAAUACUGAACUAGGUGCUUGUACUCCUAAUGUGUGCACUUAUGUACUCACGACAUCCCCUGGUAGUUACUCAAAGAUACAGUAGUCUCAGUCAAAAUCGACGAACUAACGGGUCUAGGGAGUCUAUUUUGCCGAUGACACAUUCUUUGAGCCCUGAGCAGGCCCAGUCCUUCAAUACGCCAACUGGCGCGUUACAUUUCGCAAAUGACAAUUUGCCUAGAACAGCGUCCUACAUCCGAGAAGAUGAUGCUGGCACAUUGAUUCCCCCCGUUGAUGCACCUACAGAAAGACUUCCACCUGCGUAUCAUCCAUCUUGGAUGACCAGAAAUACACCGCCAAGCAACUCAGACCUCAUUGAAGAUCAAGUU